UCGUACCUUUUUCUCCACAGGAUCCUUCUCCACUCUUUUCAUCUCUCUAACAAUGAACAAACCCAAAAAAUUAUAAGGAUUCAAAAAAGGAAGCAUGGCGACUGCUACUUUGUCCUUCUCUCCUCUCUCUCACUCCCAUUCCCAUUCUUCUUCUUCUUCCCUCAAACUGACACCGUUUCUCAGAUAUGGCAAGAAACAACUUCACCUUCACCACCAAAUCUUCAUUACCAUCUCAUACCCAAAUUACCACUCUACCCUUUCUCGCCACCUAGCCGUCUCAAGAGACGACGCCUCCACGCCUCUCGAAGAGACCGAGACCAUGGAACUCGAAGACGCGACUGAGAAGCGAAGAAGAGAAGAGGAGAAAUUCGCGGUUUUGAAUACUGGGAUCUAUGAGUGUAGAUCAUGUGGGUACAAGUACGACGAAUCAGCGGGCGAUCCAUCGUACCCAAUCCCACCGGGUUUUCAGUUCGACAAGUUACCUGAAGAUUGGAGAUGUCCAACUUGUGGAGCUGCAAAGACUUUUUUCGAGAGUAAAAUGGUUGAAAUUGCUGGUUUUGCUCAAAAUCAACAAUAUGGACUUGGUGGUAAUGCACUUACUUCUGGCCAGAAAACUGCUUUAAUCUUUGGGAGUCUCUUCCUCUUCUUCAUGCUUUUUUUGAGUGGCUAUUUUAUCCAAUGAUGAUGUUUACUAUUUAUGUUAAUGAUGUUAUUACAAUUUUUAUAAUGUUUCAAUACACACCAGCAUUCUCAUUUGUUACCUACAA
Messenger RNA from Eutrema salsugineum, 767 nucleotides. Its product is annotated as rubredoxin. The transcript has a single exon. The record is from RefSeq and is a predicted model, not a curated record. Gene Ontology annotation, biological process: alkane catabolic process. Gene Ontology annotation, cellular component: chloroplast. Bases 95 to 682 code for a protein of 195 amino acids. Gene Ontology annotation, molecular function: electron transfer activity; iron ion binding. NCBI's taxonomy places the organism in Eukaryota, Viridiplantae, Streptophyta, Magnoliopsida, Brassicales, Brassicaceae.